GAGGUUGGUAUCGGGGGUGGUCUUACAGCAAACCUGACCUGCAUUGCAAAGGGCAACCCCGAACCUACCAUCACAUGGCUCGAUCCGAAUGGAGUAGAGAUCAUCAACGGUGGAAAUGGUAACAAGUACACGGUGGUAGAAUCAUAUACAACAUCUGAUACUGAUAUGACCGUUGGAAAUGUGACCACCAGUACACUGAGCAUCCGGGCAGUGGACCCUCAGGUGGACUAUGGGGUGUAUACCUGCAACAGCAACAAUGGCAUCGGACAAGGAGACAAGCAUGAAAUCAUUGUCAAUGGACCAAAACCCAACAAGCCGACGGGUGUCGUAUUGACAGGCCGUACUUCAAGCUCAAUAGCAGUGCGAUGGUCAGCUGGUUAUGAUGGCGGUGGGACUCAGUGGUUUCAUGUCAGCCAUAAGAAGACUGCAGUCUCCUCUGAGACAUUCAGCGAUAGGAUUGAUGAGGGGGUGACUUCAUACAACGUGAAUGGUCUCGAGUCAUACACGGAGUACGAGAUCAAGGUUUAUGCUCAGAAUGACGUGGAUAGAAACCCAAUUCCUGGCAUCAUUGUGGAAUACACAUUGCGUUUCACCCUAUUUUAUAACUCGAAUGAGGGCACAGUGAAAAUUGACGGAUUGAAUGCUAAUAACGGCAAAUGCAUCCAACUGGAAGUUAAACGCGAAGGCAUCCCAGGUUGGGCUUCUUGCGGAGACUGCAUCGAAACUAACGGCACUUUUACGCUAUCAUAUUGGUGUCUACAAACUCGAAAACGAAGAAGACGGGCUAUCGGAGACGUGGAGACGGUGCGUGCCAGACUUUGUCAAAUGAAUGGACAGUUACUUUGCAGUGAUUUUAUUAGCGUGAAGGAGCAUGGUCGAGAAAAAGAGAAACCGACAUUGCAAAGAAAACAACGAAGCAUAGAGAAUAAACAAAAGGAGUUUGGAGGAACGUCUGUCUACCAAGAUGUUACAGGUGCCGAUAAAAACCAAUCUGACCAGGGUUUAUGUGCUGUCGAACUCUCAACAGACAGGACAUACGCGAAUGUCUUAUUCAAGGACAAGGCUUUCCCACGUGACAUGCUGAAGAUUAUAAAGGAGCUUGGACACGGUGCCUUUGGUCAGGUGUUUCUGGCUGAAGCAAAUGGAAUCCUUAAGAAGUCGAAAGCGACAUUAGUCGCCGUCAAGACACUCAAAGAGGGGGCAAGUCCGAUCGACAAAAAAGACAUGAUGCAAGAGUUGGAUCUCAUGAAGAAGUUACCAGGCCACUACAAUGUCAUUAAGCUUCUUGGAUUUGAUGUUGAGCUAGAUCCCCCUUACAUCAUUGUUGAGUAUCUAUCUCGAGGAAACCUGAAAGACCUACUAAAAGACAGUCGCAGUAAAGGAGGACGUGUCUAUGGAAACCUACACGGCGUCAGUAAAUCACUUACAUCCGGGAACCUCGUGAAGUUUGCUACUGAUAUAGCAGACGGAAUGCAGUUUAUAUCAUCACAUAAGUGUAUCCAUCGAGAUCUGGCUACCAGAAACAUCCUCGUUGCAGAAGACAUGACUUGUAAAGUGUCUGAUUUCGGACUCGCUCGAGAUGUGAUUGACAAUCGAGCUUAUGAAAGACGUUCACAGGGCCGAUUGCCUCUUCGCUGGAUGGCGAUGGAGUCGUUGCUUGAUGACGUGUACACAGCAGAGAGUGACGUGUGGUCAUUUGGCGUUCUUCUGUGGGAAAUUGUGACGCUCG
This is a messenger RNA of Asterias rubens (European starfish), 1729 nucleotides long. Its product is annotated as fibroblast growth factor receptor 2-like. The record is from RefSeq and is a predicted model, not a curated record. Gene Ontology annotation, cellular component: signaling receptor complex. Gene Ontology annotation, molecular function: protein binding; transmembrane receptor protein tyrosine kinase activity; ATP binding. Gene Ontology annotation, biological process: multicellular organism development; positive regulation of kinase activity; protein phosphorylation. Lineage: Eukaryota; Metazoa; Echinodermata; Asteroidea; Forcipulatida; Asteriidae. The annotation marks the transcript as partial. The transcript has 10 exons.